Messenger RNA from Acaromyces ingoldii, 2030 nucleotides. RefSeq names its product cytochrome P450. The coding region runs from base 393 to 1985 and encodes 530 amino acids. The record is from RefSeq and is a predicted model, not a curated record. Gene Ontology annotation, molecular function: iron ion binding; oxidoreductase activity, acting on paired donors, with incorporation or reduction of molecular oxygen; heme binding. The transcript is spliced from 4 exons. NCBI's taxonomy places the organism in Eukaryota, Fungi, Basidiomycota, Exobasidiomycetes, Exobasidiales, Cryptobasidiaceae.
CGUGAAGUCUUUUACGUCCAGGCCCUCUUUCUUUUUUGUCGUGCGGUGGAGAGGUUGAUGAUUUUCUCGUGCGAGAAAAGUGGCGCGUCUGUCAGUUACUGCGCGUCCAUUUCGUGCGGAGCCCCCGUCUUUAUCAUGGCUGCUGGUUGGACGGACCCCCCCUUCAGGACAAGUCCGACUUCGGACAAGAUACGACGCCUGCUGACCUGCUUGACGGAGCAUGGGUGGGGUGAGGGGGGCCGGUCCCUUUUGACGAAACGUCUGAUAGCAAUGGUAUAAAGGAUUUCUCUCUUCGUCGUUUCCCCCCACCCGUGCACUCCCUCUUGCUCUCUGGCUCCUUUCACCGCAAAGCGCUCACUCAUUCGAUCAUGUCUUUGCACCAAUCUGCUCUGAUGGGCAUCACUCAACGGCUGCUCCAGCUGCCCAUCUCCCUGCAGCUGGUUCUGGUGGCAAGUGCCAUCUUGCUCCCCUACACCCUCUACCACUUCUUUUUGCACCCGCUCGCUGGUCUGCCUGGCCCCCUGUCAGCCAAGCUGGGCUUGCCCCUAUUUCCCUUCUUGCACGCCUACCGGCGCGACUACGUCUGGGCCUUGGCGCAGCAGCAUGCCCGUUACGGUCCCAUCGUCCGCAUCGCGCCGAACCACGUCAGCUUUACGUCGGCGCGCGCCGUCGAGAAAAUCUAUGCGCACGGCUCGGCAAAGUACCUCAAGACGGACUUCUACAAGUCCUUCCAGGUCUACUGGGGCCGGCCCUCGCUCUUUAGCGACGUCGAUCCGCACUCGCAUGCAGACAGGCGGAGGGCCAUGGCGAGCGCCUAUGCGAUGAGCUACCUCGUCAAGCUCGAGGAGUGCGUCGAGCCGUGCGUAGACCUGCUGGUGGAGCAGUUUGAGCGCAUGGUGGGCGAGGCAGAAAAGUCAAAGGCGUCCAUCGACAUGGCCAAAUGGAUGCACUUCUUUGCCAUGGAUGCCGUCGGAGAGCUUGCCUUUGGAAGGGGCUUUGAGUUUCUCGAGAAGGGCUCCGACCCAAACAACUUUCUUCUGGGCGUCUCGAACCUGUCGCACUGGGGCAGCAUGGCCGGCUUCUUGACGCCGCUCCUCUCUCGACCAGCCCGCGUGGUGCUCAAGUGGCUCUCGGGCGAGCCGGGCGGCGAGGUGGUUGGAGUCGCGACGCGAGCGAGGAUCGAUGCACGGUACAAGGCCGAGGCAGCCGGCCUCGUCGACCGACAGGAUAUGCUGACGAAGAUCAUCCGCGCCAAGCACCCCUCGACGGGACGGCAGUAUGAUGCCAAUGACAGUCUGCGCACGGCCAUCAGCGUCGUCGGAGCUGGCAGCGACACGACGAGCGUGGCGCUCUCUGCCUUUUUCGGCUACCUCGUGCGAAAUGGCAAAGUGUACGAGGACCUGCAGCGCGAGAUUGACGAGGCGUUUGAGCGAGGCGACCUGAGCCUGCCUGCCAAAUACAGCAAGGGCGUCCAGCUGGAGCUGCUGCAGGCGUGCAUCAAGGAGACGCUCCGGCUGCACCCGCCCAUCAGCAUGUCGCUGCCCCGUCUCGUGCCCCACGGUGGCGACGUCAUCGAUGGCCGCUUCUUCCCCGCCAACACCAAUGUCAGUGUCAGCUCCUUUGUUCUCCACCGGACAAAGGAGGCCUUUGGAGACGAUGCGGCCGAGUGGAACCCCUAUCGCUGGAUCGGUCUCGAUGAGCAGACGAGGAGGGAGAUGGAGCGCGUCAACCUCAGCUUUGGUGCAGGCAACCGCCAGUGCAUUGGCAAGAACAUCUCCCUGAUGGAGAUCACCAAGGUCCUCCCGACGCUCCUCUAUCGCUUCCGAUUCGACUUUGUUCCUCGCGACAGAAGCCAGAGGAGGCGGGUGCCCCGGGACUCCAACGGCAGCGAGGCGGAGCCGGCGACGACACCCUGGAGAACCAACUCAACGUGGUUCCUCGACGUCGAGGAUCUUGUCCUCGAGGUGUCGCAGCGAGAGGUUUAAAUGUAAUAUAGUGCUGAAGAAGCGAGAGUGGCACCAUUAGAGAUG